Molecule: messenger RNA, 1836 nt
Organism: Monoraphidium neglectum
Lineage: Eukaryota; Viridiplantae; Chlorophyta; Chlorophyceae; Sphaeropleales; Selenastraceae
Product: potassium voltage-gated channel, subfamily H(eag-related), member 6
Exons: 13
Coding region: 1-1836 (611 amino acids)
Biological process (GO): regulation of membrane potential; potassium ion transmembrane transport
Cellular component (GO): membrane
Molecular function (GO): voltage-gated potassium channel activity
Source: RefSeq, a predicted model, not a curated record
AUGCGUUCAGCUGCAAAGUGCGCCGCCGAGCUGAGCUGCUGGGCAGCCGCCAAGCGGCUGCUGCGCUUGGCCCUGUGGGACGUGAUCGACCCCCGCUGCUCUUUCCGGAAGCGCUGGGACGUGUUGAUGGUGCUUCAGCUGGUGUUUCUGGUGCUGGAGGUGCCUUAUGUAGUGUGCUUCGGCAUCCAGUACAGGCCCCAGGAUCCCCUUGGGGUGCUUGAGAUAAUCAUUGACAUCACGUUUGUCAUGGACAUCUGGUUGAGCUUCAGGACUGGCAUAGUGGACACGCGGCCGCAGGUGCUCAUCGCCGACCGCCGAGUCAUUGCGCGCCGAUACCUCUCAACGUGGUUCGUGCCUGACCUCUUCACCUGCUUCCCGUACGAGUGGUUUCUGCAGGGCCCGGCCGGCCUGUUGCAGCUCCUGAGGGCGUUGCGAGUCAUCAAGGCGCUGCGCAUGCUGCGGCUGGUCAAACUGGUCAAGAUCAGCCGGUCGUCUCUCCUGAUGCAUCACAUUGCCCAUGCAUUGGGGCCACAUUUGCUGCAGCUGCUGAAGCUUGUCUUGCUCGCCACGACCCUGACGCACUACAUUGCCUGCUUCUUCUACUACUUAGCGCGCCUGGGCAGCGGCGUCAAGAACUGGGUGGCUGCACUCCACUUGCAGGACAAAAGCGACGCCGUGAAAUACGUGACCGCCUUGUACUGGACUGUGUCGACGCUAGGCACAGUCGGCUACGGCGAUGUCCACAUCAUCUCCACCAAGGAGCGGGUCAUCGCCAUUUUGACCAUCUUGCUGGGCCUGACCGUUUUUGCUUCCUUCGUAUCGUCUGUGUCCAAGCUCGUGGAAGCUAUGGAUGGCCGCGCAUCCAAGGCCCGAAGGAAGCUGCAGAAACUGGACGCCUUCCUCGGGAAGCGUGACCUGCCGCGCCCCCUGAUGCGCCGCAUCACUGAGUUCCACCGCCACACCUCCGCGCGCCAGCUGGCGCCGGAGGAGCUCGCCAUCGUCAACGAGCUGUCCGCUCCGUUGAGGACCGAGCUGGUGCUUUUCCUGUUCCGCUCAGUGCUGGAGCGGGUCCCGUUUUUCAGCGGGAAGGGCGGCGUGUUCGUCGCUGCGGCGGUGCCACACCUGCGGCUCGAGCACUUUGAGGAGGGGGAGGUGGUCAUGCGGCAGGGCGAGUCUGGGGACCACCUCUGGUUUGUCGCGCACGGCAGCCUGGAGGUGCGGCUGUACCACCCAAGGACCGCCUCGUCAGCGCCGCAGCGGCAUGGCGAGCCGCAGCGGCCCGAGCCCGAAGGGAGGACGCCUGCGGCGGCUGCUGGCCGCCGCCACACCGCUCCGCCUGCUGCCGCUGGAGAGGGCACAGCGGGCGGUGGCUACGACGUGCUCGGCGUGCUGCAGGCGGGGGACUAUUUUGGGGAGUGGUCGGCGCUACUGGGGCAGCGGCGCACGGCAACGGUCGUGGCGUCGUCGCCCUGCGAAUGCUACAGCCUGAGCAGGGCGAGCGUGGCGGCGGUGCUGACGCAGUGGCCUGAGCUGGCGGCCGAGUUUGAGGGGAUGCUCCAGGUGCAGCCCGGCGAGUCCGGCCCAAGCUUUGUGCCUGGAGGCGUGCUAAGGCUGGCGCCGCAUGGGGCCAUGGUAGCACAGCGUGCUCGCAGCCGCCUCCAGUCGCUGGCAGCGGGUAACACCACCCAGGGCGUUACGGCCGAGCGGUGGCCGCCAGGCCUGCAGGACCACCCUCGCCGCCCCAACAGCCACCAGCAGCAGAUCAAGGGCAAGAACCCCUGGCAGCACCACCUGCACCCGCUGCAGCCGUCGGCGGCGGGCCCGCAGCACCACUGA